Molecule: messenger RNA, 907 nt
Organism: Anopheles coluzzii
Lineage: Eukaryota; Metazoa; Arthropoda; Insecta; Diptera; Culicidae
Product: tetraspanin-6-like
Exons: 4
Coding region: 39-800 (253 amino acids)
Cellular component (GO): membrane
Source: RefSeq, a predicted model, not a curated record
AAUUUUAAGUGCCAAGGAUCGAAUCUGAAAGCUUCAAAAUGCGGUCUGGUCGCAGAGCGCUCAAUAUGAUCAAGUAUCUGAUUCUGAUGCUAACGUUUAUGUGUGUCGUGAUCGAAAUCAUACAAAUCGUGGUCGGUGCCGUCCUGCAUCGACUGUUCGCGACGUACACCGUGUUCAUCGACAACGACUUUGUGCGUGCCACUCACUUCCUGAUAGCGGUUGGUAUCGUGCUAGUGUUUCUAUCGAUAUUUGGCUUCGCCGGUAUUAUUUUCGAAAAUGUGAUAAUGAUCUUUUUGUACGCGGGCUUGUUUGGUUUGAUGGUGAUACUUGAAAUCAUACUCGCGUCGGCCGCCUUCUCGAUGUACAACCGGGUGGACAGUAUGCUUACCCGCCGGAUGAACAUCGCGAUACAGAAGUUCUUCUCGGAUAGGUUUAUGCGCGCAAGCUUCAACCACAUGCAGAAUGAGAUGAACUGUUGCGGCAUUCAAUCGUACGCCGAUUGGGCCAACUUCCAUCCGGAGCGUGAUCUGCCUAACUCUUGCUGCCGGCGGGUGGAUGAUGGCUGUAUGCCGCACGAGCGUGGCUGCCAUGCGCCGAUGUCGGAUUUUAUUGGCUCACGCACCCACAUGAUCGCAACCGGUACGGUAAUUAUUAUCGUGUUUCAGGUGAUUUGUAUCGUUACGGCCAUCAUUAUGGGGGCGCGGCUGUCCAAGUACAAGCAGCAGCUGAGGGCGGCCGGUAUGAGCCCGGGCCCGGUGACGGCACCCGAGCCGAUCAUGACCGAGAAGCCGAAAUAUUGAUCGAUUGGAGGAGUUUUUGGUCCACCGGGCACGGGAGUAUGGGUUUUUUGUACGUUGUAAAUGAAUGUAGCGGGAACAAAUGGGAAAAUAAAUAAAGAUAGCCUUUU